AUGCCCUUCUCUGGCAUGGGCUCAGAUAACGGCUAUACGCAGGACGAUGGUAUGGAGGGGUUGGCGGCUACCCGCAUGGAUGCCAACAUGAUGCAAUACGGCCCUGUUCAGACACUCGACCAAAUGAUCAGUCAUAACAACCAGGAGUUGAUGAGGAGAAGGCAGACAUUCGGGCCUCGUUUUCAAGCAGAUUCACCGCAAGCUCAUUCGCAACACGAUCCCGAACGCCGUGCAUCGAUGCUUGAAUUUAGUUCAACAACCAACGGCGAUCUUGCAGAUUUUCAGUUCGAUCCGAAUCCCCAACACGCUGCCAUGUCGAGUCGGGUAGCGAGCAACACGACCAACACGCCCCAAAGACCGCUCGACCCCCGCAAGGUGCGCUCGAAGGAGGAUCUGUCACUCGAUACAAGGUUCUCGCAGAUGUCCAGCUAUGAUGGAGGUUCAAUGAGUGCAUACCCAGCUUCGAUGAUACCCAACACAGGGGCAAGGAUGGACAUGCCGAAUUCCUUUUUACCUCAAAGCAUGGAGACGAGCAACAAUUAUGAUGACACAACCGCCGAUUUGAUGUCCAUGAACAUGACACAAAACCCCACGCACCAAUCUAUAUACACGACCUCUCCGGCAACGACCAGUUAUCCCAUGAACUUUCCUAACAAUCACGACCCAGGGGGUGGCGGGAGUCCGGCAAACAGCACAAUGAUACGGCUCUCUCAAGCGGCCAAUUCCAACGCUUCAUCUCCUCAACGGUAUCUUGCAAACCCUCAGAAUCAGAUGCGUAGGCAACCAAUGAUGCCCAGUCCGUUGUCUCGGUCUGCUCAAAACCCCCUUGUCCAGACUAAUGUGCAUAACAAUUCGCAGUCAUCAGCCCAUGUGCCACCCGGCUCGACUGCAGCUCAACACCAGCCAUCGCACACACAGUCUCGUCGUUCUUCUAUGGAAAUGGGCUCGCCCUAUAUAAACCAGCCUGGUCACGAUGCACAGAUGGACAGCAGACAUCCACCGACUCAGGCUUACAAGUCAAGGUGGGCCAAUGCGUACUCUACUACAGGCUUUGAUAUGCUUGCUAUUCUAAUGCGAGUAGCAACGCGUAAAGACCCACAAAUAAACAUAGGACCUGUUGAUCUCUCGUGCGCAUUUGUGGUGUGCGAUAUUGCGAAGCAUGAUUUGCCGAUAGUGUAUUGCUCUGACAUGUUCGAGCGCUUGACGGGAUAUUCUAGACAUGAUAUUCUUGGGCGCAACUGCCGCUUCCUCCAGGCUCCUGACGGCAAAGUACAGUCAGGCAUCAAAAGAAAAUACGUCGAUGAUAAGUCCGUGCUCUAUUUGAAGAAUCAGGUCGUCAAAAGGGAAGAGGCACAGCUGUCGCUUAUCAAUUACAAAAAAGGUGGUCAGCCUUUCAUGAAUCUACUAACUAUGAUUCCUAUCGCUUGGGAUACGGAAGAACUAAAGUAUUUCGUUGGUUUCCAGGUAGAUUUGGUGGAACAGCCAAACUCUGUGUCUGCCAAAAAUCCAGAUGGUACCUACGAGAUCAACUACAACAGAAGUGCGCUUCCUGCUUAUCGAUUGCCGGCACCAGACACGAGCAGCGCUCUCGAGAAUAUGGGUGGCCAAACAAUCUCCAAGGACGAAAUAUCUCAAGUCCUAGCAACGAUCGGUAGUGGUGACAACGAGACCUCACGAAGGAUUUGGGAUAAAGUCCUGCUGGAAAACACCGACGAUGUAGUCCAUGUGUUGUCCUUGAAGGGUCUGUUCCUCUACCUAUCGCCGGCAUGCAAGACCGUCCUCGAAUACGAACCGAGUGAACUCGUCGGCACAGCUUUGUCAUCUGUGUGCCAUCCCUCCGAUAUCGUGCCUGUUACGAGAGAGCUGAAGGACUCGUCCAAUGGUUCAGCCGUCAAUGUCGUUUACCGGAUUCGCCGAAAAAACAGUGGCUAUACCUGGUUCGAGGCACACGGUUCCCUACACACAGAACAAGGCAAAGGCAGGAAAUGCAUCAUACUGGUCGGUCGGCAGCGACCUGUAUACGCCCUAGAAAGAAGCGACAUCGAUCCCGGUGAUAAUGCUGGGGAUGCCGAGCUCUGGACGAAAUUAUCAACGACUGGCAUGUUUCUAUACGUAUCAUCCACGUCAAGAACCAUGCUUGAUCGUAUCCCAGAUGAUCUUCUUGGCACGAGUAUGCAAGCUUUAAUGCGACCAGACUCGAGAAAAGAAUUUGGCAGAGUGCUUGAGCUUGCUCGUAUGGGUGAAAAAUCCACCUUCAAACACGACUUGCAGAAUCGAAGAGGACAAGUAUUGCAAGCACAAACCACAAUCUACCCUGGUGAUGCUAAAAAGGGUUUGAAACCUACCUUUCUUCUUGGCCAAACUCGUCUACUCAAGAUGACGCGUGCGAUGUUGCUAAAUCACAAAAGCGCAGGUCCAAUACCUCGGUCGGAUGCUUCUAUGGGCCCGGAUACCCCAGUAACACCGCUCACACCAGCUGUUCCAUCUCAAGUGCCUAACCAUCGUCAAAUCGGCACCAAUCCACCUACUGGGAAUGAAGCGUUCGUGAGCUCCUCCGGUAUCUUGACAGAGGCUGGCUCAGGUGGUGUUCCUAUUGGCUCUCAGGACGAAGCGCUCGCGAGUGAGACGAAUAUUUUUGACGAACUCAAGACAACCCGAAGUACAAGUUGGCAAUUUGAGUUGAGGCAGAUGGAAAGACAGAACAGACUGCUCGCCGAAGACCUGCAAACAUUAAUGAGCAGGAAGAAGAAACGAAAGCGGAGGAAAGGCUUAGGUAAUCUUGACAAAGACUGCGCGAACUGUCACACACGAGUCACGCCGGAAUGGCGAAGGGGUCCAAGUGGUCAAAGAGAUCUGUGUAAUAGUUGUGGCCUUAGAUGGGCCAAGCAGUACAUCUCGGACAACAAAUAA
Molecule: messenger RNA, 2910 nt
Organism: Lithohypha guttulata
Lineage: Eukaryota; Fungi; Ascomycota; Eurotiomycetes; Chaetothyriales; Trichomeriaceae
Exons: 3
Coding region: 1-2910 (969 amino acids)
Biological process (GO): regulation of DNA-templated transcription
Cellular component (GO): nucleus
Molecular function (GO): zinc ion binding; protein binding; sequence-specific DNA binding
Source: RefSeq, a predicted model, not a curated record